AUGUUGGCGCCGGGAUGGGUUUAUUGGACAAUAUGUGCUUUGUCGAUCGGUGUCAGGAAUGUCGUUGGUGAUGAGGGACUCUCGAAAUCGAUAUGUCCGGCGCGAGGUGAAACGGAUGUGCAGCUAGCUACUGUUCAGUGGCCGAUCUGUGUUGAGGAUCGAUGGACGGAGCGAGAAACUGGGGAUUCAGUAACAUCAACGACGACGACAACGGUUGCGUCUACGGCAACAGAUUCACCAAGUCCUGGUGGCGUUGAUGAACAAGCCGGCCAUGAAGACCUUGAUACCGAAUCGCCACUUGAUAAUGCAAAUUUCCUAUCAUUCGAGGACUGGAAGAAGCAAAAUCUGGCCAAGGUUGGGCAGUCAGUUGAGAAUGUGGGAGGAAGUCGGCGAUCUGGCGCGGCUGGUAAAGAGUUCCGUGGGAGGCCGACGGGGAUAAACAAUGCGCUGGAUUCGCUAGGUGAAGAUACGGAGAUUGAAUUGGAUUUUGGAGGCUUUGGAACGACACAGGAGGCUACUGCGGCGACUGCGAAACCUACGCCUUUGGGUACGGCGGUGCAGCCUGGAUCGGGCUUGGGUGGUGUGGCCGAUAGAGACAGGCAUAUUGAGGAAGAACAUGCUUUGGCACACAGUGUUCCGCGGACGGGUAUGUCGCGACGGAAGGACGCCGGCACGACUUGCAAGGAGCGGUUCAAUUAUGCCUCGUUUGACUGUGCGGCGACUGUACUUAAGACAAACCGAGAAGGUAUGGGGUCGUCGUCGGUUCUGAUCGAGAACAAAGACAGCUACAUGCUGAAUGAGUGCCGGGCUGAGAACAAAUUCCUCAUUCUCGAGUUGUGCGAUGAUAUCCUUGUUGACACGGUCGUUCUCGCCAACUAUGAGUUCUUCAGCUCCAUUUUCCACACUUUCCGGGUUAGCGUAUCGGAUAGGUAUCCGGCCAAACUCGAUCAGUGGAAGGAAUUGGGAGUGUACGAAGCUCGUAAUACGCGAGAGGUGCAAGCAUUUGCUGUGGAGAACCCGCUGAUCUGGGCUCGGUACCUGAAGAUUGAGUUCUUGACCCAUUAUGGCCAUGAGUUCUACUGCCCUCUCAGUCUUAUCCGUGUACACGGCACCACCAUGUUGGAAGAGUACAAGCAUGAUGGUGAUGUUGGACGAGUGGAAGAUGAAAUGGACGAGACUUUGGAGGCUCCUGCUAUGGUAGAGGGGCGUGUGAAUCAUGCACACGAUUUCCCGGCCACGUCGACCGAAUUGGAUAGUACAGCAUCAGCGGAAGCGUGGUUCAAUCGCGGAAAGGAAAUCGAGACUCUUCUACUAAAAGGGCCAUUUGGCAUGACUGAUAUGUGUGGCGUCCAUGCGACGUCGGCUGACGUAGCUGGCUUUGAAGAGUUGACCCAGACGGAUGAUUCUACGACGCCGGGUAUUAAUGACGCUACAUCUGUUUCCAGUGUUGAGGAUACGGCUACUACCUCUGGAACUGAUUCAGCAUCAAAGGAAGCUAUGGUGGAUGUACAGAAAUCAUCUGGGUCGGUGAAUAGCACAUCGACGACGCUUACUAUGGUUUCUGAGACGACUCAGCAAAACGCGACAGAGACCGAUCCUCAGAAAGAAGAUACCGGUAGUUCGUCGCCAGAGGUGAUCCGUCCGACAACCACGACAACAUCAACUACACAACCACCAUCUCCCAAUCCGACAACCCAAGAAUCAUUUUUCAAAUCGGUCAACAAGCGGCUCCAGAUGCUAGAGUCAAACUCGACCCUGUCGCUUCUGUACAUCGAAGAGCAGUCGCGGAUCCUGCGCGAUGCGUUCAAUAAAGUCGAGAAACGGCAACUCGCGAAGACAUCUACUUUCCUGGAGAAUUUGAAUCGGACUGUCCUGGAUGAGCUGAAGCAGUUCCGGGAACAAUACGACCAAAUAUGGAAGACGGUGUUGCUGGAGUUUGAACACCAGCGUAUCCACCACCAUCAAGAACUGUACGCAAUGAGCGGCCAGCUAGGCGUCCUAGCAGAUGAGCUUGUCUUUCAGAAGCGGGUUGCAGUGGUCCAGAGCAUCAUGGUUCUCGUCUGCUUUGGCCUCAUCCUUUUCUCGCCCCGGGGUGUCGUGGGAAGCUACAUCGACUUCCCCAGUGUGCAAAACAUGGUCUCACGAUCGUACAGCAUGCGGUCCUCAUCCCCGACGUUUGGAUCCCCGACGAUGAGUCCGAGUUCGACGCGACCGGCCUCGUCGUAUCGCCAUAACCACAGUCACAGCCACCACCGGAGAAACAUCUCAGAAGACUCAGAGAAUGGCGGACUUUCCAGUCCGACGAUUGCGUAUUCUCCGCCUACUCCAACUUCCCCGACGUCGGACGAGGAAAGGGAGGAGCGACGUGACGAUGGUGGUGGUGAUGGGGAUGCUGAUACGUUGGCUAUGUCACCGGUGGAAUCGCAUGUGCGGUCGCGGAGCAGCCCACCUGUUCUGAACGGAUGUGUUAAUGAUGGACAUGCUGAUUAUGAGACUGUGGAAUCACCCGCAUCGCCUACUUCGCCGACAUGA
Messenger RNA from Aspergillus chevalieri, 2532 nucleotides. Its product is annotated as Sad1/UNC domain protein. The record is from RefSeq and is a predicted model, not a curated record. The transcript has a single exon. NCBI's taxonomy places the organism in Eukaryota, Fungi, Ascomycota, Eurotiomycetes, Eurotiales, Aspergillaceae. Gene Ontology annotation, cellular component: cytoplasm; membrane. Gene Ontology annotation, biological process: protein folding in endoplasmic reticulum. The coding region runs from base 1 to 2532 and encodes 843 amino acids.